AAGGAACAAAGAAGGAACAUUUCAGACCGGGGCAGGAGACAGAGAGAAAAGACCUAGGAAUUGUGAAUUGGAUCCAUUUCACAUUUUAUGCCGAAUUCCAUAUUCUCUUCCUUAAAAAAAUGUUUUUUAGAGGGAUUUUCCUGUUGCUACUGUGGGUGAGCCAAGUCCCCAUCAGUCAGACUGAGGAGCAAGACACAGAGAAGAAAGUUGGAGAAGUUAAAUCUGGAACAGAACUCCAUUUUGAACAUGAAAAAGAAGACGAGGACUUUAAAAAGAUCUUCUUGGGUCCACGUCUACCUCCCAAAACAGUUUCUACCCAAAUCCACAACAUCACUAUUGUCUCGGUAAUAAAAAACGUAGAAGAGGUUGAGGAGGAGGAAGAGGACGAGGACGCAGUCGAUGAGGAGGAGGGUAGCAAAGAAAGGGAGGUUAAGAAAGACAACGAGAAGAAUAUUAUUAAAGAUCCUGUCCCAACAACAGCACCCGCAACUACACCGCCACCUCUGGAUGACAACAUUUCUUAUGUCUUGUCUCGAAUAGCAGCGUUAGAAUCUGCUAUCCACCGCCUCAAUGUCCAAUUUUAUGGAAUGGAUGUGAAAAUGAACCAGAUGUCGCAAAGUCUUUCAAAGAUACGAACUAAACUCUCUGAAGCAGAAGACACCAUAACUACUGUAUCUGAGCUGAAUUCAAAGAAUCAAAGACAGAUUGGACAUAUUGAAGGUUGUUUGAAAGGCAAACGUCUCUUUAGAAGGUGCUACCUAAUAUUCCAACAUUUUGAGAAUUAUGCUACAGCUCAACAAAAUUGUCACACUCGUGGUGGGAACCUUGCAAUGCCUACAGACCAGCAAGAAUUUGCCGCUUUAGCUCAGUACAUUCACAAUUCCUUCUUCCCCUUCAAUUGGCCUAUAUGGAUUGGAAUUAAUGAUCUACGAGCUGAAGGAAUGUACCUAUAUGAGAAUGGACACAGAGUUUCUUUCUUCAACUGGUAUAAAGAUCACAUGGUGACACAACCAAAUGGUGGAAUACAAGAGAACUGUGUCUCUGUCUCAUCUGACGAUGGAAAGUGGUGGGAUAAUGACUGCUCUAGGAGGAUGUACUAUGUAUGUGAAUACUGAGAGGAAGAUUAAUAUGAUUAGAUGCUUUGUCACAUUCACCUUUUCUAGUAUUCAAAAUGUGCGGAGAUAGUCUACUUCGUUCCAUCCUCAGGUAUCUGUAAUUAAUGGACACUCUAAAAAACUAUAGUACAAGACAACAUUCCACAGAGUAGCAUGUAAAAAAUCAUGUGCAUUGGAACGAUAAAGUGCACAUAUAUAAUACCCCCCCUCCAAAGGAAGUUGAUAGACUCUUUGGCCUCGAUUUAAUAUUGUUGGAUAAGCUUUCCAUAUAAGUUAAUAUUUCGAAAUAAUCUUUUAAAAUAUCAAUAUAUCAACAAAUAUCAGAAUAUUACAACAUUGAAAUGUUUUCAGAAUAUUAAAUAAUUCUACAAGUUUAUCCAAAAAUAUUAAGUCAUGUGAAAAGGGUAUCAGCAAUAUUAAAUUGAGGCCUUUGUCUUCAAAAUGAGAAAUGAGAUACCAGGAAACUUACUGCUAUACAAAACUCCUAAAUCCCUGCUGUGCAAAGGAGUUUGGGAAACUAUAGAGACUGGAAAUAAUCCAUUCGCCAAAAUUAGCUCAAAAGUUUUAUCCAGAUGGAAACAGCUAAUAAGGACUUAAACAGAGCCUUGCACAAUAUUUUAUUUUCAUUAAAGAUACACUACAGGCACCUUAGCUUAAUCAACUUCAGUUUAAUGAAGUAGUUUUGGUGUAUAGAUCAUGCUCCUGCUGUCUCACUGCUCAAUUCUCUGUCAUUAAGGAGUUAAAUAACUUUUGUUUCUGUUUAUGUGGCCCUAGCCACAGCUCUCUUUUUAUCAGAUGUUAAAUUGCUUCAGGUUUUAUCUCCUCCCACUUAAAAAUGAACUUUAAUCAAGAAAUUCUAGAUUAAACAGACUGUACAAUAAAGGAAGUUUAAAUAUUAGAUGUGAUUUUACAGGAAGUUUUUAGGAAGGCUGUGCAAGUCACAUGCAGGGAGGUGUGGCUAGGGCUGUAUAAACAAAGUGUAUAAACUCCUAAAUAGCCAAGAGU
Molecule: messenger RNA, 2120 nt
Organism: Pelobates fuscus (common spadefoot toad)
Lineage: Eukaryota; Metazoa; Chordata; Amphibia; Anura; Pelobatidae
Gene: CLEC11A
Product: C-type lectin domain containing 11A
Exons: 4
Coding region: 120-1115 (331 amino acids)
Molecular function (GO): signaling receptor activity
Source: RefSeq, a predicted model, not a curated record